Xylona heveae TC161 is the source of this 3118-nucleotide messenger RNA. Its product is annotated as phospholipase D/nuclease. The coding region runs from base 155 to 2719 and encodes 854 amino acids. Gene Ontology annotation, molecular function: D-type glycerophospholipase activity. The record is from RefSeq and is a predicted model, not a curated record. The transcript is spliced from 14 exons. Gene Ontology annotation, biological process: intracellular signal transduction; cell motility; phosphatidic acid biosynthetic process. NCBI's taxonomy places the organism in Eukaryota, Fungi, Ascomycota, Xylonomycetes, Xylonales, Xylonaceae.
CAUGUUCGGUGCAAACACGUCACCCCAUCGAGGCUGUAGGAAGAAGAUCUAGAGCUUCAACGCUCUAUCCACUCCCCACUCAUUCCUUCACAGACCUAAAAUAAAUUCCCCAAUUUCUCAAAUAUUUCAGCUACUUGCGGGGAACUUCGAAAUCAUGCAGGCUGCAGCCCCUGAUGCCGCUCCGCCGUCCGGAGGCCGAUCUAUGGCAGACAAAUUGAAGCACCCAUUUCCUGAACUCCGCGAGAAACUCAAGGGGACUCACCUCUACGACGCCAAGGUCAAAGCAAUUCAUUUAAAACACGAGAUUGGAAAAUUUCAUAACCUCAUCAACCCUAACCAUCGGCACGAUGAAGAGCAUGAAAAACGAACAGAUGAGAAGCGUGCACGCAUUGCCGAGAGUCACCGUUUCGCGUCCUUUGCACCAGAGCGAGAGGGAAACAAGAUCAAAUGGUACGUUGACGGAAGGGAUUAUUUUUGGGCUGUCUCCGUUGCUUUGGAGCGCGCAAAAGAGACAAUUUACAUUGCGGAUUGGUGGCUUUCUCCAGAAUUGUUUCUUCGCCGGCCUCCGUAUUUCAACCAAGAAUGGCGUCUUGACCAGGUUCUGAAGCGCAGGGCAGAAGCAGGUGUUCAGAUUUACGUGAUUGUAUACAAAGAAGUGAGCCAAGCAAUCACUUGCAAUAGCGCCCAUACGAAGCAUGCCUUGCGUUCACUUUGCCCUCCUGGGACUCCUGGCCACGGAAAUAUUCAUGUGCUGCGACAUCCGGAUCAUAAUGUUUUCGAGAAUGCUGGGGACAUGACGUUUUACUGGGCGCAUCACGAGAAAUUCAUGGUAAUCGAUUACAAUCUCGCGUUUAUUGGAGGCCUGGAUCUAUGUUUCGGACGCUGGGACUCAAAGCAGCACCCCUUGGCCGAUGUGCACCCUGCGGGUGUUCGGAACGAGGUUUGGCCGGGUCAGGACUUCAACAACAAUCGAAUUAUGGAUUUCCAAAGUGUCGAAGAUUGGAAAUCGAAUGAAUUGAGCAAGGCUGAAUAUGGACGUAUGCCUUGGCAUGACGUUGCCAUGGGUGUUAUCGGUGGCUGUGUAUACGACAUUGCUGAGCAUUUCAUUCUGAGGUGGAACUUUAUCAAGCGUGAUAAAUAUAAGCGCGAUGACAGAGUUGACUGGCUCAUGCUGACCGGCCGGGAUGGUGAAGAUGAGGAUCUUGUCGCGGUCCAGCGGCCGAAACACCCCGUAGGAGAAUACAUUCAGCAUCCUCUUUCACCAUUAGAAGGCAAAGCAUUGGGCCAGCAGGGAUCUGUCCAUGCACAAGUUGUGAGAAGCAGUGCCGACUGGAGCAGUGGUAUCUUGACUGAGCAUAGUAUUCAAAAUGCUUAUUGUGAGGUCAUUCAGAAUGCGCAGCAUUACGUUUAUAUUGAAAAUCAGUUUUUCAUUACUGCCACUGGAGAGCAUCAAUAUCCCAUCCAUAACACCAUUGGCCGCGCGAUUGUCGAUGCGGUCGUUCGUGCCGGAAAAGAAGGUCGUAAAUUCAGAGUUAUUAUCCUUAUUCCGUCCAUUCCUGGUUUUGCUGGGGAUUUGAGAGACGAUGCUGCCAUGGGCACUCGUGCGAUCAUGGAUUAUCAAUAUAAAUCCAUAAAUCGCGGGGAACAUUCUAUCAUGGGCCAGAUUAAAGCGCAAGGAAUCGAUCCACAUAAUCAUAUUUUUGUUUUCAAUCUUCGGUCUUACGACAGAUUAAACAAAACACCAGCUAUGAAAAGGCAGGAAGAGAAGUCUGGUGUUAAGUAUCAAGAAGUUCAACGAGCCGAGGCCGAGGAAAUCAUGGGCCAGGGCGUUCACGGGCUUGAAGGGGAUUCGAGCGACGAAGAGGAGGGCCACGUUGACGAUGCAGGAAAUGAAGAGAAAGAGCGUAUGGUUGACCGAAAGCGGAAAUUCGAAGCUGAGCGGGAAGCGGCUGGCCUCGAAGAUGGAGUACCCAGUGUCGAUUCUAUUGCCAAGGAUGCGAUGCUCAACGAAGGCAAUGUUUCAGAAGAGCCUUGGGAGGGUGACCCAGAAGAAGAGAAGGAGAAUUUCGUCCAGGAAGAAUUGUACAUUCACGGAAAGCUCCUCAUUGUUGAUGAUCAAAUUGCCAUCUGUGGCAGCUCCAAUAUCAACGACCGAUCCCAACUUGGUUACCAUGAUAGCGAAUUGUCUAUUGUGAUGGAAGACUACCACCAAAUUGACAGCAAAAUGGAUGGACAGCCCCACAAGGCGGGUUACCAUGCAGCAACUCUCCGAAGAAUGCUGUGGCGAGAGCACUUGGGGCUCCUUCCGGCACAGGAAUUGGACGCUGACAAGGAUCCAAAUGCUCAGCCACCCGAUGUUUGUCCAAACGACAUCCAGGAAGACGAAUACUACAAGUUUGUUGAAGAUCCUUUGAGUGAUGAGCUUUGGGAGAUGUGGACCACGCGCGCCACAACGAAUACCAAGAUCUUUAGACACAUCUUCCAUGCAGACCCGGAUGAUAAUAUCAAAACGUUCGACGACUAUCAGAACUUUCUUCCUAAGAACAAUAGGAAGGAGGGCCAUUUGUAUGAUCCGUACAUGCCCGUCGCAGAUGUUCGACGAAAUUUGGAUCAGAUCAAGGGUCAUCUCGUGUGGAUGCCUCUGGACUUCCUUAAGGACGCUGAAAUGGCUGAGAAAGGCUUGCAAGUUAACGCUUAUACGGAAAGUAUAUACACAUAGUGAUACCCCUCGCAAUGAGAAAGGAUCCUCUGGCUGUUGGAGCUGGUCCCCUUAAGUGGCCCGGUCCAGGCUAAACAAUAAAGCAAAAUGGAACUCCAUGACAAUACCCUUAGGCAUUAUGUCUAUCUCUAUAGGAUAUGCAAUAUUAAUAGUCAACAUUGGCGCUACAGUUCCAAUCAUUCCGCUGCUUGAGAUAUGGACUGCAAACAAGACCAGAUGGAAGAUGGUUAAAAUACGUCCCUCAAUGAUUUGCCUGAAUAGUCUUCCUUUCCCCUUUGGUGAUUAUCGAGUGAGGAGCUUCGCUGCACGUUGUUCGAAUGCUUCGAUCAUCAUCGAGGCGACCUUUGGUGUGGCUGCUUUGCUCAUCAUGUCGUAGAGAGGGUUCGUAAAUUGGAAUUC